Amoebophrya sp. A120 is the source of this 4618-nucleotide messenger RNA. Lineage: Eukaryota; Dinophyceae; Syndiniales; Amoebophryaceae. The record is from the annotation of a GenBank genome assembly.
CGAGAAUUGUUACUCGUUAGGAACCACGGACCAACUGCUCCGACCCUGUCCUUGUUGACACGUCAGUCAAGGUUAGUUUGCGGUGCACAGAUGUCGUCUCCGUCGACUGCGUGGUGUUUCAACUCGCAAUCGGUUAUUUAUCUACACAACGAGAGGCUUCGCUACAGAUCGCAUAUUUCGAAGGUACAAUGCAGAGAUUGGAUGCAGAGAGCACGGAAAUCAUUUAUGCUUCCUGGCUUCUGAUCAACGAACAGAAAGAGCCAGAGCGACUGCAUUUUGCCUAGUGGCUCGCGCAAGUGAUGGACUUUUUUUGAAUGAAGAGAUGGAAGUAUCCGGCUAGCAGCUGCUUAUUCCCGUAGCGCAGGCGAUCUAAGUGCAAGAUGUCGUGGCGCGUGCGGACCGAUGAGCCCAAAUACCCGAAGGGCUUUAUCACACAGAAGAAGACUCGUAGCAAAUCACAUUUGUAAUGCGGAAAUAUAUACGCAGAGACACUACAUCGUCGGUGAGCUGGCCAAGUACAAUUAGGCAAGAGAGGGUCUGGUGUAUAUUUGUUUUUGCAAUACAAGUAUGUUUGUAUUCUGUGCUAUUUUUUUUCUGUGGCAUAGGGUUUCCGGAGUCCAUGGACCGCGACGGCGGACUAUACAAUGCGUGGUGGCAGCGCGGGGGGAAUCAGAUCGCGGAAUUUGUAAUCAAAUAAACACACUUGUUGUUAGAACCUAGCCAUACGAUUUGAUGAUGCUUUUCAUGCAAGGCGGCCUGCAGGCUCGCGCACACAUUUGAGCUCGAUCUAUUAAGUUCUCAUCCAGCUGAAGAUGGUUCGUGCGCGGCCAAAGUAAACCACAGCAGAAUUUUCAUUCGUCACAGAAGACACAUGAAGCGUCGCUGUGGAAGAGUGAGGAAAUUGUGCAUUCAUGUCUUUUAGUUCUUCACGGGCUUGCAAUCGGGCCACAACCUUUGUGGACCCGGCGGUUUAUUGUUGAAUCAAAACGCUUUUACAGAUCGAGAAGGAGCACAUGUACCGCGCGAAGUUUUCCGCCCCUCCAGAGUGGAUAGAAACGAAGCCCUUCAAGGACGUGGACAAAAAGUUUGCGAAGCUCCAGCUCUUAAAAAAUACGGACUUCCGGAAGAAGAUAGGUCGUCGCAAGAUGUUGUCCACGGAAAAGCGCGAAGCGGGCGGGUGCAGCGUGCUAAGCGACGGGAGCGACGAUUCCCCAAGCCGGGUCCGAACCUCCGCUGCAGGACAGGCGGUGCCCAGUGCGGUGCUGGGUUCGGGCGGCAGCAGUUCCGUAUCCGAGCUCAUGAAACUCGAGGAAGGCGCGACCGUGUCGCCCGAAGAGUUGGCUCGCCGAAAGAGCACACGGGAAGCAGCCAACGAUCGGCGGUUCUACAAGGAACGGGGCAGCAAAGGUGUCAAGUAUCUUGCGUUGUAUUUCGCGAGGAUCUCUUCGAAUAGGGAUCUUCGAAUGCUGCUUUUAUACAAGAUUUUUAGCAGCCGAUAUUGAUCUUGACUUUCCCUUCGUAGAGAGUAUACGAAUCUCAGCCACAGUUGUUGGCGUUGUGGUACCUCUUCAAGAGGAUGAAGUAGAUCUGCAGACGUUUUAUUGAGCAUUCUUUAUGAUUUGAUGUCGCGUUGGGAUGGUGAUGGAGGCUAGGAAGUUGUUCAUCUAAGCUGUGCAUACUCAAAAGGAAAUCAAGAUGCCUAUCGAUACUACUGUCCAAGGAAUCGUAACUGGAUAAAAUUGGAAUUGCGCAGGCACCUACAAGUUCGGACAGGAGCCAACGGCAGAGGAUCUGAAAUACCUGAAUCGAACGCAAGACGAGCGCACCGCUGCAGGAAAGUCGGGAACCUACAGGUGAAUAAAGAUGAGGUCUGCGUUGGUAGAAGCGCGGCAACUAAUUUGCGUUACAAACCAUGCAAACGGAACUGCGCUUGUGCGACGUGGCAUGGUUCGUUAUUUCUGGUCUUAUUAAAUUUCCAAGAUACCACUUUUCGUUUUCCUCGACUCGUGGUAACAUAUCACUAGUGAUAUUUUUCUUACUUACAUAUAAGGUUCGACGAUAAGUGCACGGAGGACUACUCGCAGAAAUGGGCGGAGAAGCCAGCAAAUGCCCUUGCGGACCGAGUGCCUCCGGAAUCCGCCGCCGCGUUUGCGGAACUGACAAGGAACAAUCAGAAUGACCCCAAGCUGCUGAACGAGGAGAGGCGCGUGCUCGGAAAGAAGACCGAACACAAAAUUCGGGAACAGGACGAGGAGCGGAGGCGAAACAACACGAACAGCCGCGGAAGUAGUACCCAAUCCACCCGGAAGCUACCCAGCGCCCAGGGCAUUACGGUCGACGUGGCCCAGGAGCUGUGGUACCUUGACCCGCUCCCCGAGGCAGCGUUCGAAAGAAGCACGAGCUCCACGGCCCCGAACGCGCAUAGGAACGCGAAAAAAAAGAAGAAGAGUGACAGCACCCAACUGCUUCCCGGGGCGUUAGAUGCGGAGGCCUGGGUGAAACCGGAUCUCGACCCGGAGCGUGCGAGCGCAACUACGACGAGUACCAGUUUUGUCUUUUGCUUGUUAAAGUCGUGUGAGGAGUAACGCUGCACUUCCUAUUUUCUAGAACAUUACGUACAACAGCAGCGUUGCAGCAGUGUUAAUGGCCAUGCAUGUUCCAUGAUGGAGAAAGCAUGCGCUCAUGAUCAAUCACUGGCAAAAUCAAACAGACUUGCGGGGCUCAGCGAAAUACACGCAGCAUAUCAAAGUACCGAAGCACUUGAGGCGAGAAAUGAUGGGAAUGAAAAAGGGCGGCCCGCUCUUACCCUACAAGGCUCUCCAGCGGCUCACGACGUACAGCGACCUGGACUAUUCGCUGCUGCGAACGGUACUUUUCGUUUUCCUUGUUCUUUCGACGGUGUGUGUAGAAUCCAAGACCAGUGGGUGGUGCGGAGAUGAAUUUGUAGUUUGCACUGUUUUCAAGAGCGAGGAAAGAAUUCCUUGAAGCAACUGAAAAGGAAAGGGCGCUGCGUCCGCAGGACUUGGCCAUCAAAGUUGCUUCUGCAUAUUUCUCGGCUGACUCACUCUUACUUUUGUUUCUAACCAAACAGGACCUGCAAGAAGAGGUGAAGAAGACGGGGGAAAUUAAGCAAUAUUUCGAUCGACAUCCAUAUUUUCGGAAAGGGCAGAGGUCGAGAUUCUACAACAAUAGUAACCGCGUCGCAGAGCUCGUGCACGCAGGUAGCCUAUUCUUUCAGUGUUUUCAGUAAGAAAAGACCCGCAGAUUUUCAUCAUCUGAAUAGUUUCUCUUCUCGGAGAGAGUUGGUUUCCUCUAGGGCAUCAAGAGAAACUGGCGAGGAACGAAAAACUUUCGGAGAAAAACAAUAAAUAACUUGCAGGGGCGGCAGAGAACUUCCCAGGGUGGGAUUCAGACGCAAAACAGUAUCCGGGGUAUCCGUUCUAUAAUGAGGAGGACGGGCGGGAGAGGGACCCGUUGCGCAAGCACGUAGGCGAGGACACGUUUGCAGCAUGGGACAAACCCCUGAUCAGCGAACCGAAGGAGCGCCAGUUCUCGAAGCCCACGGAAAAGAUGCGGAUGCUCGAAAAGCAGUUGCUAGCGCAGUCCCAGUAUCCUGUGCAAAAGCACUGUCGCAGCCGUACAACAUACUGCAUCAAUAUUGUGUGACAAAUGUUGAUUUACGGUCACUCUCUCGACCAUUGAUUGCUGUUUUCUUGAAAAAUGAAGAGUUAGUAUUGUGCAAUCGAUCCGACGACCAGGCAGAACUACUCGUGCGACGAUGCUUUUGCCUUGCAUACCAAGCCCAUAUCGGACGCGUUCCCACCGGACCAUGACAGCGAUCCGGAUGAGCCUUAAAAACGGCACCGGGGAUGAAGCAGACUGCACAGGAAUGUGAAUUUUCCAGCUCCAACAUCGGACGGGAGACGCAUCAUUGUGUUGUAUGAUAAUAUCUUGCGCAUGCGCCCCCCGGUUCUCGAGGAGGCAAGAUCUGCGGAGCAAAAAAUGCAAAAUGCCUUCUGUGAUUGAUGUUUAGCCUCAUGCGUGAGCUUUGUUCUGCUUCUGCGGGGAGCUGGGCGCGGACGCGCGAGCUCUACUACUUAUUCAAUCCAAUUUAUACAUAAGAGUCUGAAAUAUAGCGUUCCAACCAAUGACGAACUCGUGAAGAAUCCAAUCAAAAGCAAAAAAGAGCGCGACGCUGUGAAUGUUACCUUUGCCAUUUAGGUCGAGUUUUCGCUCGAUCAAGAGUUAAGCUAAUGAAGAGCGACGGGAUGAAGUGCCAACAAGUUGUCACUCCUCCUUUGGCAAUGUGCUUAGCAGCUCGUUGUUGUACAAUAUGACCAAGAUGACACUGUAUUUUGACGGCGAACUACUGAACACUCACACUGUAUUUUGACUUUGUACUAUCCACCGACAGACUUCUCGGAAAAUGAAUGCGGAAGGGCCUGAAUAAAGGUGCUUUCGCGUGACUGACUCCGUCACAGGACGGAUGCAUGAUUGUUUGCAAGCUGUAAGCGUGACUUGUGUACAUGGGAUGUUGCGUUUCUCAAGCACUGAACUAGCCCCUCUUUCCGGGGAAUUCGCCCGGGUUUUAUUCGCUGAUGGAGAUUGAUUGGCGCGG